AGUGUCCAGCAUAAUUGCGUACCCUUUGCUCUAUUCGAACAAUAAUUGACCUUCAUUUUUAAAAAUAAGGAAAACAAACCCACUAUUUAGGGUUCCGACAGAUUCCCCAUCAAAUCAACUUGCCGUGCGCAUUGAUCCAUCCUAAACAAAAUCUUCCUUCAUAAAAAAGAUCAAAUUUUCAUUAUUUAUAGCCAAAGGCUUUCUGGGUCGUUGUGAAUUCGCGUUUUUGAUAUUUCUGGGUUGGGAGAUUACGACUUUAUUGAACAAUGGCUGCUGCUGCUACUGGGAUUGUUGGUGGUAAUGGUUCAGCCUCUUGGAUGAAGUUCAAAGGCAGGGAAAUGAAGCAAACCAAGAUGGACAAAGCUCGGAUUUGUUGCUCUUCUACUUCUGUGAUGGAUCCUUAUAAGACCUUAAGAAUACAACCAGGUGCCUCUGAAUCUGAAGUUAGGAAGGCUUUCAGACAGCUUGCUUUGCAGUACCAUCCAGAUGUGUGCAGAGGGAGCAAUUGUGGGGUGCAGUUUCACCAAAUCAACGAGGCUUAUGAUAUUGUGAUGGCCAAUUUGAGAGGAGAAUCAGAUGCUGUAGAAUUGUACGAGGCAGCAUAUGAUAAAGUCGUUGAUGAACCACUGAGGGGAAUGAACGAUCCAGAUUGGGACAUGUGGGAGGAGUGGAUGGGUUGGGAAGGAGCAGGAAUUCGUGACUACUCAUCUCAUAUUAAUCCUUACAUUUGAUUUUUAUUUUAAAAUAUAAUUUGUUAAUAAUUAGUCUUCAAAUCAUGAUUAAAGUGGGUCUACACCUACUUUGUAUAUAGUCCAAGUGAAUGUAAAGUCUCCUCUGCAUAAUUGAGGAUGAGGAAAUGACUUGUUAAUGAUCCUUAAGGAUAAAUGUAAAGCUUCUAUCUUAUAUUAAUAAUAAUGAAAAAUACAAGAAGUUGAUAGCAUGGAUAGUGUGCAUUAUUUCCGCAUAUUUAUCUCUAUCCAAAUUGAAAGGGUAUCAGGUCAUUGCUUGUGACGCGUCACUCCCUAAAUCCAUCAUUCAUUUCUUCCAAAUAAUAAAGUGCCAAUAAAUAUUAUUUUCCCAAAACAUUAUUCAAUUUUUUAUUUAUUUUGUAUACACCGAAACUGAAAGAUUAAAGAUUUUCUGAUCUAUCUUCAGUUGGUAUCGAGGUGAUGUUCAUUUAUAGUUAGAAAGAGUUCCAUACUUUUGUAUAAUGUAAACAAUAUACAGAAUGUAAUUAGAAUAUAUUUACAGUGCAAAGUUUUUUUAGUUAUUUAAUUAUGGGCUGUCACAUAAUCUAAUUUUUUAUAAUAACUACUUUUAAAAUAUGUUCAAGCUAAUUUCUAAUUAGCUAAAUUUCUACACUCAUAAUGUCUUAAAAUUACAGUCCAAUGUAAAUGAAUGGCAGUAAGGAAGUGUUUUUCUUCUGUCAUGAUGGCAGUGAGCUAAGCGGUGCCAAUUUUACUUUGGUUGGGGCUCGUGAUAACGUUUACAGAGUUUAUGUCCACCAAAAACGACAAAAAUGAUAGUCGUUUUGCAGCUCGUAUUCCCAUGUGGAAGAACCCCAAAUUUGGGGUGUACCUGCAACCCAACCUGGGCCUCUUUCAUGAUCCACCAUUGACGUAGAGCUUGCCUAAGCCUGUAUUAUUUGGAAUUUAAAGACUAAAGCCAAUGACCCAAAAAAAAGAAAAAGAUUAAAAACCUAGUUAGAUUUUGAACAAGCUAUUUUAACAUGGCGCUUUAUGUUUGCGUUUUUUUAAUAAUUAUUACACAUAAUUGCCCAAUGGAAACUCCUAAAAUUAAGUAGAUUUUGAAUUGUUUUUUGAGCUCUAAUGCUCUACUAACAACAUCAUAUCAUCAUCCAAGAUAAAAAUAAACCAAGUUUUUUAUUAACCCAAUUCUAUCGGUAGUUGCUCUUUGAAAAACAGCCCAAAAAUGUAACACAAGCAGCAGUUGUUAAACAUUAAAGAGCACUGUUGACCAAAAAAAACAUCCAUUGAAGAGCACCAAAUUAUGAACUCAUCAGAGUACCCGUUGCUGGAGUAAAGUUGGCUGUUCUUCAUACUUAACUAUACCAUUUUUUUUAAUUUUUAAUAACUAAAAGGCCGAACAAAUUUGACAAAUUCUAUCUAGGUGAAAAGCUGGGUUAUCCUACUUUGUUGAAAUGUUGAAAAGUAACGACUACGCUGAACAAAAUUAAGUUUCCAAACGUCUUAAAUUUUAUUGAAUUAGUUUUGAACCAUUAAUCCAAUUCAUAAAUUUUACAUUAAAACAUGUAUUAUGACACAUGAAAUUGAUUUUGCUUGUAAACCGAACAAGUAACAGGUUGAAAAGCGACAAGGUCAAUAAAUGACAAUGGCCACG
This is a messenger RNA of Abrus precatorius (Indian licorice), 2361 nucleotides long. RefSeq names its product chaperone protein dnaJ 8, chloroplastic-like. The coding region runs from base 267 to 731 and encodes 154 amino acids. The record is from RefSeq and is a predicted model, not a curated record. The transcript has 3 exons. NCBI's taxonomy places the organism in Eukaryota, Viridiplantae, Streptophyta, Magnoliopsida, Fabales, Fabaceae.